Drosophila santomea is the source of this 681-nucleotide messenger RNA. RefSeq names its product salivary glue protein Sgs-3-like. The transcript is spliced from 2 exons. NCBI's taxonomy places the organism in Eukaryota, Metazoa, Arthropoda, Insecta, Diptera, Drosophilidae. The record is from RefSeq and is a predicted model, not a curated record. The coding region runs from base 1 to 681 and encodes 226 amino acids.
AUGAAAGUGACAAUUGCCUACGCUUUUGCGAGCAUCUUGCUCCUUGGCUUCGCCAAUAUCGCCAACGGUUCGGAUUGUGGUUGCACCACGACAUCUCCCAAGCCCUGCCCAACAACGGCACCGACUUGUGCGCCAACAACCACUACGACAACAACUACUUGUGCGCCACCCACAAGGCCACCUCCAUGCACAGAAGCCACCACAACCACUAAAAAGCCAACAGUAAAAACCACCACAACAACCAGGAAGACAACAGUGAAAGCCACCACAAAGAAACCCACCGAAACAACCAGAAAGACAACAGUAAAAGCCACCACAAGAGGGACCACCAAAACAACCAGAAAGACAACAGUAAAAGCCACCACAAAGAAGCCCACCACAACAACUAAACGUACAACACCAAAGACCACCAAGACAACUAAACGUACAACACCAAAGACCACCAAAACAACUAAACAUUCAACAGUAAAAGCCACCACAACUAAACGAGCAACACCAAAGACCACCACAAGAAAACCCACCAAUAAGCCAUGUGGCUGCAAGCCCUGCGGCCCUGGAGGUGAACCCUGCGAUGGAUGUCCUAAGAGGGAUGCACUUUGCCAGGAUCUUGUCGGCAUGACUCGCCAGCUCGAGCGCAGGAUCCGCCAGUGCGUCUGCGGUGAAAAGCAAUGGAUGUUGUAA